Messenger RNA from Candida dubliniensis CD36, 969 nucleotides. It is a transcript of the gene PHA2, whose product is annotated as prephenate dehydratase. Gene Ontology annotation, cellular component: cytoplasm. NCBI's taxonomy places the organism in Eukaryota, Fungi, Ascomycota, Pichiomycetes, Serinales, Debaryomycetaceae. The record is from RefSeq and is a predicted model, not a curated record. The coding region runs from base 1 to 969 and encodes 322 amino acids. Gene Ontology annotation, molecular function: prephenate dehydratase activity; chorismate mutase activity. The transcript is spliced from 2 exons. Gene Ontology annotation, biological process: L-phenylalanine biosynthetic process.
AUGAAAAUUUCACAAUCCCAUUUUCAAAUCAAGCAAAGCAAAGCACAACCAAUGACAUUAAAGGUAGCAUUUUUGGGACCAGAAGGAACAUAUACCCAUCAAGCAUUGAUUCAACAAUUUGGCACCACCAAGAAUAUUAAUAUAUAUCCUCAACAAUCCAUAGGAGAUUGUUUCCAAAGUUUAGAUGAAAAAAAAGUUGAUUAUGCUGUAGUACCAUUUGAAAAUUCUACUAAUGGACAAGUUGUUUUCACUUAUGAUUUAUUACGUGAUUGGUUUUUGCAAACUUCGACUCCGCCAAAAUUUAGAAUAAUGGCAGAACAAUUUGUAUCUAUUCAUCAUAAUUUAUUAACUAAUGCCCAAAAAAUUGAAGAUAUAAAAACCAUUUAUUCUCAUCCUCAAGUAUGGACUCAAGUUAAUAAGUUUUUAACAAGUUUACCCCAACAAAUAACGAAAAUAGAUGUUGGAUCUACUUCAAAAGCAGCAGAAAUUGUCAGUCAAAACACCAAGGCUAGUGAUUGUGCUGCUAUUUCAUCAUAUAUGAGUUCAGAAUUGUAUAAAUUACCAAUAUUAAAAGAAGGAAUUGAAGAUAAUCAAAGUAAUACUACGAGAUUCUUGAUAUUAGGAUAUGAUUCUCCUGUAUCACCACCACCGCCAUCUUGUCCUGAUGAUAAUGAUAAUGACAAAAAAAAUACUACUAUAGUAUCAUCAAUAAUGUUUACUUUAAAUCAUGAUGAUCCUGGUGCAUUAUGUGAUGUUUUGGUUAAGUUUAAAGAGUAUGGUAUAACAUUGACAUCAAUUAAUUCUCGACCAGCAAAUUUGAAACCUUGGCAAUAUGUAUUUUUCGUUGAAAUGAUUGGAGAUAUCAUUCAUCAAGAAGGGUUAAUAGAAAAAAUUAAAGAAUCUUGUUUAGAACUUGUGAUACUAGGUGUUUUCCAAAGGAGUUGGAGAUACAACAAUAAUGAUCAAUAG